AUGAAAAACGUUGUGUUGGCCCAGGCUUCUUGCAGUGUUGCAUCUACAGCAGAGUGCUUGAAAGGAUGUGAGCUUUUCGUUGAGGACAAUGUGUCGAAUGUAGUUUAUUUUGUCAAUCAGGAUAAUAUUGUUAUACUGGAUUCUGAGCUGAUGCUCAAAGACGUUGUCCAGUGGAAUGACCAGUUCGAUUCCAGUCCCGUUAAAGCGGAUUUGCUGCAAGACUCAAAUGAACUCUGCAUAAUACUGCGUAAUGGGCAAGUAAUCACAAUGGAUAUCGAGUCUCGUGCGAUAUGCAGUGCCUGUUUCUUAGGAGAAGAAUGCUCAGUAGCGUCAUGGAGUCCUGAUCAAGUCAUUUUGACAGUUGUUGAAGGAGGCAGAGUCGUCUUCUAUGACCGAUGUUUUGAGAUCAGUGCGGAAUGGAAUACAACAAGCUGUGAAGCCGGUAAAGAUUCACUUGUUUCAGUUGGUUGGGGAGCUGCUGAAACACAGUUCCAAGGCAGCGCUGGAAAGGCUGCACGUGAAAAGGUUGUCGAAGUUGUGCGUACUGCACUUCCUAAUGACACACAUAAACCCUAUAUAAGGUGGCGUGCGGAUGGCCAAUAUGUGGUUGUGUCGUUUCACGAGGAACGAUCUGGAGAACGACGAAUAUUCAAUCGUGAUGGCGAAUUGAUGGCACGACUGAAAAAUGUAGAACCACUAGAAGAGGUUAUUGCUGUACGACCUACUGGAAAUUACAUUGCCACAACCAAGCAAAAUGAAGAUGGUAAUCGUGCGAUGGUGUUCUAUGAAAGGAAUGGUGAGAAACGUCAUGAAACGGUGAUGCCAAGUAAAGUCGGCGAAUCUCAGAUGAUUGAUUUGCAGUGGGACAUCGAUUCAUCUUGUUUACGUGUUCACUUACGAACUGAACAUGGUGACGAAUUAGAGAUUUGGACAGAAUCAAAUUACGAUUGGAAACGUCAGUGGACCUCAAGGUUCCCUCAGAAGAUUGUUGACUGCCAAUGGCACGCCGAAAAGGGCAGGCAUAUGUGUGUGCUUUUUGACGAUGGUUACUUUGCACAGAUGGUCUUUGCUCUGAUGCCUAUUGUUGCGGGCACUGAAUCGCUGGUCAUAGCUACAGAUGAACUCCGUUUUACCAAUUUCAACAAGUUUCCUAUACCACCACCACUUUGUGACUUUUCGCUUCCACAUAAUGGUGGUGUUCAUGCUGCAUCCUACGACGGUUCACGCUUAGCUGUAUUGGACGCUGAUUGCACAGUGCGCACUUUUCCGACGCUUUUGCUCAUUGAUGAGCUCAGUUGGGCAGUCAGUACGCUAGCAUCGCGUACGCUGCAAAUAGCAAUAGUUGAAACAAAAAAAAUAAAAUAA
Molecule: messenger RNA, 1365 nt
Organism: Haemonchus placei
Lineage: Eukaryota; Metazoa; Nematoda; Chromadorea; Rhabditida; Trichostrongylidae
Source: the annotation of a GenBank genome assembly